This is a messenger RNA of Papaver somniferum (opium poppy), 1623 nucleotides long. RefSeq lists its product as uncharacterized. The record is from RefSeq and is a predicted model, not a curated record. The transcript has 3 exons. Bases 1 to 1623 code for a protein of 540 amino acids. Lineage: Eukaryota; Viridiplantae; Streptophyta; Magnoliopsida; Ranunculales; Papaveraceae.
AUGGCUGCAAACACGCAACAAUUCAACACAAGAGGUGUGUCAAUGAGUCGAAGGGUUAAUGAGGUUACUUCUUCACCGCACUUAGAAAAUAGGAUUGGUAACAUAGAGAAGAUGAUGCAACAAAUGGCCUCAGUAAUCAUUCCCUCUUAUGAAGAAGAAGCUGAACAAGCGAAUGCAGUAUUCCCAAAUCAGCAGAGGCAACAAUACAAUCCUUAUUCGAACACUUAUAAUCCAUGGUGGAGAGAUCAUCCCCAUUUCAUCUACGCAAACAAGCAAGCAACAACUCCAGGUCCGAUUUUUAAUCGUCCUAGUGGUUUCCAACAAAAACAACAACAAGCUCAGAAUUCAGAAUCAUCGGAGAUGCUUUCCAUGAUGAAGAAUCUAACCACAAUGGUGCAGAAAAAUCAGCAAAUGACUGAUGGUGCAAUCAAGGAGUUUCAGACACAAAUGAGCACCAUGGCAGGAAGAUUGAACCAUUUGGAGAAGCAGAAUAGUGGGAAACUCCCUUCUCAACCUCUUAACCCAAGAGAUUCUGUCAACGCUGUGACAUUGAGAAGUGGUACACGAACUGUGCAACCAGAAGAUGCUGAGAAAAGUAAAGAACCUAAGGGGCCGAUUUUGGAGACAGAGGUUACUGACCCUUCCCAAACCAAAGAGGUACGUAAAACAAACUCUAAACCCCCUGUUUCCACUUACGUUCCUCCUUUGCCUUUUCCUCGCAGGUUUGCUAACUCUAAAAAAACGGAACAAGAUAAGGAAAUUUUAGAUAUUUUCAGGAAGAUUCAUGUGAACAUUCCACUGAUAGAUGCGAUUAAACAAGUCCCUAAGUAUGCGAGAAUUCUUAAGGACCUGUGCACAAAUAAGCAAUGGUUGACCGGUCCUUUAAAAGAAACCGGAAUUACUUUACAAUUGGCUGACCAUUCUAACGUGUACCCUAGAGGUAUUAUUAAGGAUGUGCUUGUGCAGGUAAACCAACUAAUUUUUCCAGCGGAUUUCUGUGUGUUGGAGAUGACAGAUGGAUCAACUGACACAUCUCUACUUUUACUUCUUGGACGACCAUUUAUGAGCACGGCUAGAACUAAAAUUGAUGUGCAUGAUGGUUCGUUGACUAUGAAACUUGAUGGAGAACAAAUGUUCAAUAUGGAUGGGGAGGAUGCGCUUAAAACCGUGUUGACUACACCCAUUGAUGAUGGUUUGGAGUGUGGUGACGUAAUCAAGGAUACUAUUGGCUCACUUAACUCUUUGCAAGAAAAAUCAGCACACGAGAGCGUUUCCUUUAUAUCUUUACCAGUAUCUAAUGAAAAACUUGUGCCAUCUAUCUUGCAGGAUCCAAAGAUAGAACUGAAACCUCUUCCAAAUCACCUAAAAUACUUGUAUUUAGGUGAUAAAGAGGAGUUACCAGUAAUAGUUUCUAAGGAACUAACUGAAUUGCAGGAACAAAGACUUCUUCGAGUGUUGAGGGAGUACAAAACAACCAUAGGAUGGACAAUUGCUGAUAUCAAGGGAAUAAGCCCAUCGACAUGCAUGCACAAAAUACGACUUGAGGAUGAGGUAAAACCUACAAGGGAAGCUCAACGCCGAUUGAAUCCUCCAAUGAUGGAAGUCGUAAAAAAAGAAUUCUGA